AGCUUUAGUAAACGCGAAUGUACAAGGAAAGAGAAAACAAAAUACAUUAAUAUCGAGUCAAUGCCGCGAGAGCCUGUUAACUAGUGAUCUGAUCAUCAUACGAGCGCCUUGCAAUAACUGCUGCCCCUAUUAAAUAUUCAACGUUUGCCUUGGAGAGCAUUGGAGUAUGUGUACAAGUGUAUCGCGGUUAAGUUUAAGAUCCUGCUUUGCGAGGCCUAGUGUAUUAGAUUCCUCGACGUAUGUAAGGACACACUUGAGGAGCCUAAAAGACAUCGCAGCCACCCAAAAGACGAUCAGAGAAAUGUCUUCAUCCGUGUCCAGCUUGUACGCUCCUGCAGAAAGAAUAGCGUCACAUCCCAAAAAUGUGUGGGUUGAGUUUACAAGGUUGACAAGGGAAAAUCAGGCAGUUAACUUGGGACAGGGUUUUCCAGACAUUGCCCCUGAGAGUCACAUCAAAGCCGCACUGAUAGAAGCAGCAAGUAGUGACAAUGUUGCCCUUUGUCAGUACACCAGAAGCGAGGGCCACCCAAGACUUGUUAACGCUCUGGCUGCAAUGUACACCAAGCUUCAAGGAAGGGAGAUAAAUGCGCUGACUGAGAUUCUUGUCACCGUAGGAGCAUAUGAAUCCCUGUAUUGUACUUUUCAAGCUAUAAUAAACCCUGGGGAUGAGGUCAUUUUGAUAGAGCCUUUCUUUGACUGUUAUGCGCCCCAAGUCACGUCAGCUGGUGGGAAGCCUGUGUACAUCCCUCUCAGACCUAAAGAGGGAGCCACCUCAUCAAAGGACUUUCUUCUGGAUCCAGAGGAACUGGAGUCCAAGUUCUCAAGCAAGACGAAAGCAAUGGUGAUCAACACCCCCAACAACCCCCUUGGAAAGGUGUUCAGCCGCAGUGAGCUUGAGAUGAUCGCCAAUCUUUGUAUUCGGCAUAACAUUCUGUGCAUCAGCGAUGAGGUCUAUGAGUGGCUUGUGUACUCAGGCGCUGACCAUAUAAGGAUAGCAACUCUUCCAGGAAUGUGGGAAAGAACAAUAACUAUUGGAAGUGCAGGAAAAACCCUAAGUGUCACCGGAUGGAAGCUUGGCUGGUCGAUAGCUCCUGCUGAGUUGAUCAGAAACUUGCAGACGGUGCAUGCCAACAGCUCAUACACGCACGUUACCCCAACUCAGGAAGCGGUGGCAGUGUGCCUGGAAAAGGAAUUUCCUCUGAUUGGCAGUCAGGAUAGCUACUUUACCAAGCUGUCAAGUAUGGUGUCGAGCAAGAGAGACAAGAUGGCUGCAAUGCUUAGAGAGAUCGGCUUUAAACCUAUCAUACCUGAAGGGGGCUAUUUCAUGAUGGCUGACUUUUCAGACAUUAACUUAGGGGUAGACCUGGAUAAGUAUGAUUCAAGUGACGACCCAACAGAUUUUAAGUUCGCGCGGUGGCUCAUCAAGGAAAAGAAAAUCGCAGUGAUACCUCCAAGUGCAUUCUACUCUCAGGAACACAAGUCUUUCGCUUCGUCUUUCGUGCGGUUUUGCUUUAUCAAGGAGGACAGUACAAUUGAAAAGGCAGCGGAAAAGCUUCGUGAAUGGAAGAAGAGUUUAUCCAAGUAGAAAUCUUUUUUGGAAUAGAAAUCUAGGGAGUCGCACAAAAACUACAUCACACUCAGUUUUCACCGAUUUUCAUCGAGGUGAAAAGAUUGCUGUUUUGGAUUUAGAAAAAAAAGGAUUUGAUAAAAUGUGGUGUCAAAGUGGUUUAAAAUGUGGUGUCAGAAACUAAGGUAAUAAUUAGAGUAAAGUUGAUAAAUUUUAAAACACGUGGGAGUUCAUCAAAUGGUUGGGAAGGAGCUUGGAUUACAUUGACUUGUGCUACGAAGGCAAGGAGUUUGGAUUACAUUGACUUAAUAUUUUUAAGUUACCAAAAACGCAAGCUGAUGGCAUAUGAUUUUUAUUCCUCUUUUAAUAAGGAGGUUUUUCAGUUACAUGUUUAAACUAGCUGUUCUGCGAAAAAUCUCUCGUUUAUUUCUGCUCGCUGUGGUUGUCAUGGUGAUAUGGUUGACGUCAUGAUGCUGUUCAUCUGCGGUUGUUACGUGAUAACUGACCAACGCACUGUGCUUUCUCGGCCAGCAAACAAAUGGAGCUUCGAACAUUUGAAAUGUCCUGUAAAGAACACAAGCAGUUAUAAGUACAACAUUGUGGAAGGGGAGGGAACAACUAUUUAUGGGUUUGGUAUGUGAUGGUUUCGAUCUAUAGGGGGACAAAUGGAUAUGAUAAUGUACUUGUUUAACAAAUGUUUUGAGUUCCAAUGCUAAUAAAGAGCAAAUGUGUAACUCCA
Molecule: messenger RNA, 2306 nt
Organism: Nematostella vectensis (starlet sea anemone)
Lineage: Eukaryota; Metazoa; Cnidaria; Anthozoa; Actiniaria; Edwardsiidae
Product: kynurenine--oxoglutarate transaminase 3
Exons: 14
Coding region: 167-1585 (472 amino acids)
Biological process (GO): biosynthetic process
Cellular component (GO): cytoplasm; mitochondrion
Molecular function (GO): L-kynurenine:2-oxoglutarate transaminase activity; pyridoxal phosphate binding
Source: RefSeq, a predicted model, not a curated record